This is a messenger RNA of Yamadazyma jaroonii, 924 nucleotides long. The record is from the annotation of a GenBank genome assembly. NCBI's taxonomy places the organism in Eukaryota, Fungi, Ascomycota, Pichiomycetes, Serinales, Debaryomycetaceae.
AUGGCAGAUUGUUCACAGUUGUCGGUGAUAUCCAAUGGGUUUAGUACUUUGUCGUUAUGUAGUUGGAUAUGUGCACAACUACCUCAAAUAUAUACCAAUUUCAAGAACAAAUCAGCAGAAGGUAUCUCCCCUACAUUUUUAAUCUUAUGGUUUUUAGGGGAUUUCCUCAGUUUCACAAGUUGUUUGAUGAAUGAUGUUGUACUUAAGUUUCAGGUUUACCUAAGUUUAUUCUUCUUAGCCAAUGACAUCACAUUAUGUUUCCAAUAUUACUACUACAACAGUGUUUAUCCCAGGACUUUAUAUACAUCCUUAAACGCUGUUACUGAAGAGACAGCAGAACCUACAGGAAGUGAUGUCGUAGGAGAUUCAGAAGUUUAUAAGACAAGUGCUAGGGUAAUUCAUGUAAGAAAUGAUUCUACUAGUCUGGAUAGCUUACGAACAUCCAAUAAUUCUCCUACAACAAGUUAUAACUCCACAGCCAAGAAAGUAGUAGCCGCAUCAUUGAUUUCUGGUUCCAAUGCUUUCAAAAUAUUCACAAAUGAACUGUCCAAGUUGGUCACCAGGGAAGAUAAUUCUUUAGAGAGAUUGGGAUUGUUUUUAGCAUGGUUAAUGACAGUUGUUUAUAUGUCAUCUAGAUGCCCACAACUUUAUAAGAAUUACAAGAGAAAAUCAGUGGAAGGUAUAAAUCCUGUAUUAUUUGGGGCUGCAUUGAUAGGUAAUAUCACAUAUACUUUAUCCAUUUUAAGUAGUUGUCAAUUUGUUUAUAGUGAUGGAAAGACCGAGUUUUUCAUGAAAGAAUUACCAUAUAUUCUCGGUAGUAGUGGAACUGUAGUAUUUGAUGUUAUGUACUUCUACCAGAGAUACAUCUAUAGGGAUGCUGGAAGGAAUACCAGUUUCAUGAAUUUAGAAAAUUGGGAAGAAUAG